CCUUCUUUCUUAUGUAAGUGUCUCUGAUUUCGAGGCCUUCCUUUCACACUCUUCUGAAACAAAACAAAAACAAAAAAAAUGCUCUAAUAUCCAUUUAGCAACAACAAUGGCUAAAACCCUAACCGUGAAACCGUUUUAACCAAUCUUCGCAUUCGCCAUGAGCCACGACGUCGAUCAUCAUCUGACGGAGCUUUCAGGUUCCUCCCUAAGCAUUCCCUCGGACAAUGACUUUCACUUCUACUCCAACUUCGCCGAAUUCAAACGCCCAAUCGAAGAAAUCGCGAGGAAAACGCACUCCAUGCUCGAUAAAAUCGGCUCCUCCGAGCAUAUUUGGGGCAGAGGUGCGGCUUUUCCCGUCGACAUCGAUGAUGCUUUUGAAUGGCUCGGCAACACGAACGACGAGGUUUUUGAGCUGGUUGAUGAGUUGUUGGAUGAGUGUUGGAAGGUUGAGAAGGAACGGGAAAAUGUGUUUGGGUUGGGUUGUGAGAUGAAGAAGAAGAUGAAAGAAGCGAUUCAUGAGGGUCUUGACUUGAGAAAUGGGAAGGUGCCUUUUCAUAUUCCGACUAUUCGGAAGCCUCAGUAUGUGUACAAGAUUGUGGUUAAUAAUUCAAACCAGCCUUUUCAGCAUGUUUGGUUGCAGAAGAGUGAUGAUGGUCAAAGGUUUAUCCAUCCACUGGAAAAACUCUCUGUUUUGGAUUUUGUUGAUAAAGAAAAUAUUGAGGAUCUUGUGCCAGUAAAGCCUCUUUCAAUCGAAUGCACCCCUUUCAAGCUUGUGGAGGAAAUCAAAGGAUUGAAGGAGUUGGCUGCUAAGCUGCGUUCUGUUAAUGAAUUUGCGGUGGAUUUAGAACAUAAUCAAUUUCGGUCUUUCCAAGGUUUGACAUGCUUGAUGCAAAUCUCAACCAGGACUGAAGAUUUUGUUGUAGAUACUUUGAAGCUUCACGUUCAUAUUGGGCCGUACCUUAGGGAAGUCUUCAAGGACCCUACCAAGAAGAAGGUCAUGCAUGGAGCAAAUCGUGACAUUGUGUGGCUACAACGGGAUUUUGGCAUUUAUGUUUGUAAUAUGUUUGAUACUGGCCAGGCUUCAAGAGUGUUAAAAUUGGAUAGAUAUAGUUUGCAAUAUCUUUUGCAACACUUUUGUGGGGUUACUGCAAACAAAGAGUACCAGAAUGCAGAUUGGAGACUACGCCCUCUCCCCGAUGUGAUGAUAAGAUACGGCAGAGAAGAUACACACUAUCUGCUUUAUAUAUAUGAUUUAAUGAGGAUCAAGUUAUUUGCAUUGUCUAAGGAGUCUGAAAGUUCUGAUAAUCCUCUGCUGGAGGUUUACAAGCGCAGCUAUGAUGUCUGCAUGCAGCUAUACGAGAAAGAUCUUCUGACAGAAAAAUCAUACCUUAAUAUACAUGGGUUACGAGGGGCUGGUUUUAAUGCUCAGCAGCUUGCCAUUGUUUCAGGGCUUUAUGAAUGGCGUGACAUUCUUGCUCGUUCGGAGGAUGAGAGUCCUGGCUAUGUUUUGCCAAAUAAAAUUAUUCUUGAAAUCGCUAAGCAGAUGCCUGUCACUACAAGCAAUCUACGGCGAUUGUUAAAGUCAAAGCUCCCAUAUGUUGAGCGCAAUAUUGAUGUCAUUAUCAACAUUGUCAGAUAUUCUAUGCAAAAUGCUCCUGCCUUUGAAGAAGCUGCACUAUGUUUGAAAGAAGAACAUGCAGCACGUGUGACAAAAACAGUUCCUGUUGAGGAUGGAACUGAAGCUCCCUUACCUCAUAGCCCAAUUGCAGCUGAAGGAAGCAUUGGAAUUGAAAAUGCCACCUCUGUUAAUAUUUCAGAGAAGUCUCUGUUUACUUCUGAGCUGAAGGAGGAACCUUUUCAGCAUCAAGAUAAAAAUGGACAAGUAGAAGUUAAAUCCAAUUGUCUUACUUCAGAGCUUCCAAGGGUUAGUCUCACUAGGGAGGAUGCAAAUGUUAGUGCACUCUCCACAGUCAAGGGUAAUGGAGGAAAUGUUCAGGCGCUAAAAAUGCCUACUGGUGCUUUUUCUGCGGCAUUGCUGGGCAAUUCAGCUUCAGAAAGGAAGGUUGAUCCUGAUAAAAAGGGCGAGGAAGAGAUCAAGGUAGAGCAGAUUAGGUUGUCAGUCAAUCUUCCUUCCCAUUCAUUUUUGGGCAACAGUGAGGAGUCAAAACUAGUUGUAGAAACACCAAGUGUAGCAUCUGAAACAACAGACCCACAGAAACCAGUUUCAGGUUCAGUUUCCACCUUCACUCCGCAUCAGAUUAUAACGAUAGACUCUGAUACAGAUUAGGAGGAUAUGGUGCAGAAUAACCUAGAAAGCUCCAACAAUCACCCGGAGGGAAAUUUUGUUGUGCUCACUUCAGGAAAAGAGGAUGAAGAUGAGCCAAUGUCUCUGUCGGAAUUAUGAUAAUUUUUAAAAAUAGAGAUUUAGGUCUAAAUUUAGGUAGAGAAGGAGGAAAAUAAAAAUAAUAAGAUUAUAUUGACAUUGUUGUGAAUAAUCUGUUGGAAUUAUCAUAUUUUGAAAUUAUAAAGAUUUAGGUAUAGGAGAAAAGCAAAUAAUUAAAAUAAUAGAAGUAUAUUGAUAUUGUUGUGAAUAAUGUGAUAUGAAGCAAAAUAAAAGACAAACAUUGAUUUUUAUUAUACUAAUGGCAAACUCUUAAAAUCAUGAAAUAUAAGGAUAUAUGGAAUCUUAAGAGAUCAUGUAAGAUGUUCUAAAUUAUGUUUAUGAAAAAACUCCAAACUAUUGUAAGAUCUAAGAUAUAAUCAUAGGGAUAGGUUAUUCUGCCUACUCUUAAUUUGGCUACCUUUGCCUACCUUUUUCAACACCAUUAGAUUAUAAUCUCAUCUAACGGUGGAGAUUUGUAGUAUAAAAUAAACCUUUUUACCCCUUUCAUUCUCCUUCCUGCCUCUCACCCUUUCUCUCUCCUUUUUUUCUCUAUCGACCAAGACUGAGACAAUUUAUUGUAUUGUAGAAAGUGUAUUCAGCGUUUCUCUUUUAAAUAAUAACAUAUGAUGAUGCAACUCAUUGUAUUGUAGAAUUGUAGCAAUUGAAUCAGCAAAACAAAAAAACCGAUUAAUGAAUUUGUGCCUACAACUCAUUAUAUUGUAGAUAAAUCAAUCAAAAAUUUUGUUUUCUUUCUCAACCAUGGAGAUCUCCACCCUCAUUUGCACCAUUCAACAAUUUAGAGGUCCUUGAUCUGAAAAUUCCCCUUUUUAUUUAUUGGAUUUUCUUCAUUUUGUUGGUGAUUGGAAUUAUGGGGAUGAGGCUGCACCUUUUUGCUAUCUCUGCCUUAAACCUGGUUUCGGUGUUUAGAAUUACUGGUUUUACAGUAAAACGAAUUAUGGAAAAAGGAGAGAAGAGAGAAAGGGUGUAGGAGGCACUGGGGAGAAAGAAAGAGGAAAAAUAGUUUAUUUUAUUCCGCAAAUCUCUACCGUUGAAUGAGAUUAUAAUCUAACGGUGUUAAAAUGGUAGGCAAAGGUAAGCAGAAUAAAGGUAGGUAGAAUAACUUAUCCCAUAAUCAUAAUAUUAUAAAAUAUUUUUCAUAUAUCCUAACACUUUCAAUCUAAAGCUUAUGAAGUUUUAAGCUUAUUACAGUAUCUUAAAAAUAAAAAAAUAAUCAACAAUAGAAUAUGGGACAAAGACUGAUUGUAUAUUCUAAAACUUUCAAAAAUGCUUUCAGUCAAACAAUCAAAAUAACAACCAGACAGACUGAGAAAACCGAAGAAUCCAGUGUUUUGAAGUGGAUUUUGAAGUGGGAAGACAAGAAGUUAGCUUUGGAGAAGAUAAAGAAAUUGUGUCUUCCCAGGGUGAUGGUCUUGUGGAGCUACAUAGACUCAGUAACAAGAUGAAAAGUUUAACCACAAAACGUGGGGGACAUACAAGUGAUCUGACAAAAUAAUUGCAGCAAUGUUGAUUGUUGAAGAUGUCAGGCAUUUCUAGCUUCUGGAAUCGAAGUGCAUACUUCCUGUGAUUAAAUGCAAAUAGGUUAGAUUAUAUGCUAUGUACAAAACUAACAAGAAAGCUAGAUGUUGCCUUUAUCAGUGUGUUCGAAUCCAAGUUGAGCAAAAUGAAGAUCAUUUAUCUGUUCCUUUAACUGUUCAAAUCUUUUAAUUAAAAGUUUAUCAGUGUGUUCGAAUCCAA
Molecule: messenger RNA, 4138 nt
Organism: Gastrolobium bilobum
Lineage: Eukaryota; Viridiplantae; Streptophyta; Magnoliopsida; Fabales; Fabaceae
Product: protein RRP6-like 2
Exons: 14
Coding region: 158-2287 (709 amino acids)
Biological process (GO): histone mRNA catabolic process; TRAMP-dependent tRNA surveillance pathway; nuclear polyadenylation-dependent CUT catabolic process
Cellular component (GO): nucleolus; nuclear exosome (RNase complex)
Molecular function (GO): nucleic acid binding; nucleotide binding; 3'-5'-RNA exonuclease activity
Source: RefSeq, a predicted model, not a curated record